AUGACUAACGUUGCAUCAGGACAGAAGCGUCCCUGGGAUGGUUCAGAGAAUGAGGCAAACAAGAGGCCAAGAGACAAAGACGAGGCAAAGGAUUGGCGGGAUGUGUAUCUGAGAUCUCCUGGACGCAAGGCUUCGCAUGGAAGACAACACAGUAACGAUAGACGAAGUCCUGGACGCCAUGAUACCGGGAGUAAAGGUGGUGCGUCAGGAGGCCGACGGCGAAGGGGUUCCGACUUUCGAAGGUCGAGUGACCAUCAUGAGAGGGCCAAGGAUGAUCGGGGAUACAGCAAAAAUGAACGCCGACGGGAUGAUCGACAGAGGUCAAGGUCUCAGGUCCGGCGUAGUAGGAGUCGGUCUCGUGGAGAAAUUGAAGAAAAAGAGGAAGGCGAAAUAUCUCCUCGAAGAUCGCGCUCCCCGCCACCCCGACCGAUGCACGCAGAAAAUGACCAGCCAACAGAAAGAGCCCAACCAGAAACGAAGGACGUUGAAAUGGAACUGGACUUGCCAUCUUCACCACCUCCGGUAGAGGACGUCCUUGCUGCCCGCAGGGCCAAGCGUCAAGCCAUUAUGGCUAAGUAUGCAGGCGUUGCCAGUGUCUCUACCAGCAUUAGCCCUAGUCCUGGGCCUAGCAGUGCGGUCCAGCCGCCUACGCCAUCAUUAUCUGUUUCUAAUCCUGUAUCACAGACCCCGCUUCGCAGCGAACAUGCAGCUUCCACUGAAAAUGGUCAAAUUGAUGAGGCGACCAUUCGACGAGAUUCUGCAUCGGUAUCUCCGACUCCACGCGAUUUCACACUCGCAAAAGAUGGUGGAGAAGAACCAGGCAUUGAAAAUACGGGGGCAGAGCAAUUUUCGGCUGCAGAUUACGAUCCUAGCCAAGAUAGGAGGGAAGAAGAACGUAAACGAUUUGGAGACGUUCAGCCAAUUGAAUUAUCUGAAGAAGAAGAAGAGGAGGAGGAGGAGGAUGUCGAUGAUAUAUUUGCUGUUGCUUUUUCUGACAAAAAGGCUCCCAAGAAAAAAAAGAAAGUGAUAAAACCGAGUGCACCCGCACUAAUAACUACUGCUACUCUCGACACUGCAGCUGAUCCAGAAGGAUAUUACAGUGUUAUUUUAGGUGAACAAUUGGAUGGGGGCCGGUAUCAAGUUUUUUCCUCCCUUGGUAAAGGGAUGUUCGCCAAUGUUGUCCGAGCUCGUGUCCUUCAAGGUGAUUCCGGCGAUACCGGGAAGGAAGUUGCAAUCAAAAUCAUCCGUUGUCAGGAGUCUAUGUAUCGAGCGGGCCUUAAAGAGGUGCAGAUUCUCAAUAAAUUAAAGCAGGCCGAUCCAGAAGACAAAAAGCAUGUCGUCCGACUUGACCGAACAUUCGAACAUCGCGGCCAUUUGUGUUUAGUCUUUGAGUCCAUGAGCAUGAAUCUCCGCGAUGUUGUCAAACGUUUUGGCAAGGAUGUUGGGCUAAACAUCCGAGCCGUGCGUGCUUAUGCUCAUCAACUAUUUCUUGCCCUAAGCCUCCUGCGCAAAACUAACAUCAUGCAUGCUGAUAUCAAGCCAGAUAAUAUUCUGGUUAAUGAGCAAAAGACACUUUUGAAGUUGUGUGAUCUUGGGUCUGCGUCUGAUGUCUCUGAAAAUGAUAUCACACCCUAUCUUGUCAGCAGGUUUUAUCGAGCACCAGAAAUCAUCCUCGGAGUACCUUAUGAUUUUUCCUUGGAUAUCUGGUCAAUUGGGUGCACCCUGUACGAGCUCUACACUGGAAAAAUCCUCUUCCCAGGACGUUCCAACAAUCAUAUGCUACUUCUGAUGAUGGAGCUAAAAGGAAGGUUCAACAGCAAAAUGAUCAAGAAGGCGAAGUUCGGCGACGUCUAUUUCGAUGAGAUGGGCGGGUUUGAAAGCGUCGAAAAAGACCGGAUAACAGGCAAAGACGUUGUGAGAAAAGUUCACAUCGCUAAACCGACUCGCGACUUGCGUGCACGAUUAAUGCCUUCAUCAUCGGCCAAAAUCAACGAUGAGGAGAAUAAGUUGUUGACAUCGUUCAUCGAUUUGCUCGACAAAUGUCUCUCCCUGGACCCUACUCGCCGAAUCAAUCCUAGAGAAGCUCUAGCACAUCCGUUCAUCCGUGGUUGA
Psilocybe cubensis is the source of this 2112-nucleotide messenger RNA. RefSeq lists its product as uncharacterized. Gene Ontology annotation, biological process: peptidyl-threonine phosphorylation; peptidyl-serine phosphorylation; mRNA cis splicing, via spliceosome. The record is from RefSeq and is a predicted model, not a curated record. The transcript is spliced from 9 exons. NCBI's taxonomy places the organism in Eukaryota, Fungi, Basidiomycota, Agaricomycetes, Agaricales, Agrocybaceae. Gene Ontology annotation, molecular function: protein serine/threonine kinase activity; ATP binding. Bases 1 to 2112 code for a protein of 703 amino acids.